AUGCCGCCGAGAGACGCCGUUGCGACGUCCACUCAGCUGAGCACGACCGCAUCGGAUAGUGUGCAAAAUGACACGAAAACACUCAAAAAUCGACCGAAAGGUACUUUUACUACACGAUUUCGAAAUAUUUAUUGAAUUGCGACGCAUCAAGUAAAAUACUCUGUCGCUGAUUCUUUUCGUAAUGUUUUUCAGAAAAGUUUUUCAUGAAAACUUGGUCUUCUUCGAAAGUAAACAGCAAAUUUCGGAGUGAGUACCUUAAAAUGAUUUGUUUAAGCCAGUGCACUCCGACAACAGAAGCUUCCCGCAUGGCAACCGAUUCUGACGGCGUCAACAGUGAUUCCGACGGUUAUAGCCAUCGGAGUAAUUUUUAUUCCGAUCGGAGUCGCUCUCUAUCUGGCUGCAAACUCCGUUCAAGAGUUCAAAACGGAGUACACCAAUUGUGGAUCAACCUGCGAAUUACACAUUUCACUCGACAGGAACUUCGACGGAGACGUUUAUUUGUACUAUAAUCUGGAUAACUACUAUCAGAAUCAUCGAAGAUACGUCAAAAGCAGAAACGAUCAACAAUAUCUGGGUGAUCUGACGGUAAGACGGCGGCUUCAAACUCGGAAAGAAAAAGUUUUGUAUCAGAAUGUGAAAGAUUGUGGCCCUUUCGAUUACGAUCCGACGACGAAGAAGCCGAUCGCCCCUUGUGGAGCCAUUGCCAACUCCAUAUUCAAUGGUCAGUCACUUUCCCAUUCUAUUCUCUCGGUUACGUUGCCCCACGCAUUCCGAAUGGCCUGUUAAUACGGCAGCUCGUGAUGGAGAGCAGCUGUGCCGGUGCGCGCGAUCUCCUGUGUGCCCCGAACAGCUCCCGCUGUCGUUGUGACCCGCAUCGAUCGAUGAUUCAUUGCAGACACAUUCACAUUGGACUACCAGCCAGCAAUCGGUCUCGCAGAAGCUGUGCCUGUGACAACUGAAGGAGUCAUUUGGAAUGUGGACCGAGAUCGCAAAUUCAAGAACCCGGCUAUACCGGCUGGAGGAAAUCUGUGCGACGCAUUCAAGGUGGGUCGAGUGUGGCGUCAUCGGGGUCACGUGUGCGCAGCAUGCAACAGCUGUUGUGCAGCGAGUGCUCUUUGUGUUCAUAGCAACAAGAGGGAUAGGAUAAACGGCGGAGAAUAUGAGGGGAAGGGACCGACAGUAUAGACCGGAGUGGACAAAGAAAUGGAAGUAUUGCAGGACACUGUUCGACCUCCAAACUGGAACAAAGAUCCGUGCGAGAUGGGAGGCUUCGAGAACGUUGAUUUCAUCGUUUGGAUGCGAACCGCAGCACUCCCGUACUUCAGAAAAUUGUGGAGAAUUGUGAACAGAAGCGAAUCGCAGACCUUCGCUAACGGAUUACCGAAGGGAAACUACGUUCUGAAAAUUCAGAAUAGUGAGUUUCAGACCUGAACAGUAAUUUGAGCGAAUUUUAUUACAGACUAUCCAGUUCAAUCGUUCGGCGGUAAAAAGGAAUUCGUAAUCUCGACAACGAGCUGGGCGGGCGGCAAAAAUUCAUUCCUCGGAAUCGCCUAUCUUGUGGUCGGCUCACUCGCCAUCGUACUCGGAGUCGUCUUCAUCAUUAUUCAUAUGAAAUACGGUCAUUCGUGAGUGGAUAAUCACAUUCCUUCUAUCAUAAUAACAUCCAAUUUCAGAAUGGACGACUUGAGCAACGUAAACGGACUCCAGCACUGA
Messenger RNA from Caenorhabditis sp. 36 PRJEB53466, 1713 nucleotides. The record is from the annotation of a GenBank genome assembly. Lineage: Eukaryota; Metazoa; Nematoda; Chromadorea; Rhabditida; Rhabditidae.